Messenger RNA from Dimorphilus gyrociliatus, 14311 nucleotides. The record is from the annotation of a GenBank genome assembly. NCBI's taxonomy places the organism in Eukaryota, Metazoa, Annelida, Polychaeta, Dinophilidae.
CAUUUUGAAAAACCUUGACCUUAGAAUUUUUCCCGAUGUUGACAAUUUGCUGCGAUUCUGGGGGAUAUUUCCAUGCUCUAUUCCUGUUCAAGCAACUAUAUGUAUUUUUGAAGGGAUAUAUAUUUCUCGUUUAGGAAACUUAUAAUAUAAGCUAAUCAUGUCUUGGCGAGAAAUUGUUUUGGAACGUAAAUCGAGGCUAGAUUCGAAAUGGCUUAAAUUAGAUCUAAAGGACAUAUUUAUCGAUAACUUCCUCUUUUCCUUAUGGAAUGAGCUUGUAGAAAGCGGUGAAGUUCGCUUUGUUGAUGUUGACAACGCAGAUGGUGCUAAACUACAGCCUUCAUGCGAAAUCUUCAAAUUAUGGAUUUGGAGAGAUGACAUUAAGCGUUCGGACCUAACCAAUUGUCUUGAAAGUGUUUUAAAAGAACAGCAAGAUUUAUGCUGCGAAGUCGGUCGAAGUACUAAGAGUGCCAUGAAGAUCAGAUAUCAACUUGUAAUACUAGAACGUUAUAUGUUAGCUUUAAAAGCAGAAAAUUUAAAAGGAAACAUUCGAAGAGAGGUCAACACCUCGAAAAAAGAAAAAUAUGCUCAAGAAAAUAUUGAUAAACAGAGAAGCCUGCAUCAGAAAAAAUCGGAAAAUCUAUCUGCCAGCUUUGCAAAAGUUGGUUCAAGAACUGCUUUUUCGUUUAUCAGCUUCUCUCUUAAAAGAGCUUGGCGAUCUGGAGAAGAUUGCGAUUUGUGCUCAGAAUUCCUACAAGACGCUCUCGAAGCUUUAAGAGACAUUGAACCUGGUAGCAUGUUUCAAAUCGAUUCCUCCACCUCCGUUUGGUUCGAUUUAAUGAAGAAAAUCGAAAAUUUCUUAGAUACAGUUAUUCAAGGACAUAUUUCUAGUGGAACAGGAGCAUCAUGUAGUUUACCAAUCCCUUUAGUUGAUCAACAAACGGCUUUGGGCAUUUUCAUGGAGCUAACUUUACAAAAAGCAAGCGUCAGCGACCUGAUAAAUGCUAUUAUCCUCCUUUUAAAUUUAUGGUCUAGUGGUAGAAGACAUAGAAAUGAUAAUAGAUUUAACAACUUUAUAACAAGUGCUCCUCUAUUACAUUUUAUUAAAAGAAUGAGUAAUUUAAAGAUUGAAGAUGGAGCAAAUAUUGAAAACGAUGAGAGAGAAAUAGAUGAAGACGAACAUACGGGACCGAAUGCAGUAUUUUUACGUUUUCUCCGUCUUCCUAGAGAUGAGAAUUUAUUAGUAGAUUUAGGUCUAUGUGCAGUUGUAAUGCUUGCUCAUUUAGACCGAUUAGCGUCACCAUAUAUAUCCAAAUUCUCUAAGCAAAAACAAGAUAGUAACCGUCUGAAAAGUAAUUUGUAUUCUUUUGAUUGUAAUAUUCAAUCUAAAGCAGUCGAGCUUGACAAGUUGUUUGAAAAUGAGGAAAUUUAUAGUAUUGCUUGUUCGGAUCAGUAUCUUUUUAUAAUAACAGCUUCUUACAGCUUGUAUUUCGUUUCGAACAAAAAAGAUAAUGAAUGUCUAAGACUGGUUGAAGCUUUGAGAGACGAAGAAAUUAUUCAAGUGGCUGCCAAUCCUUGUGCCAAACAUGUUCUAGCACUUACCUCAAAAGGAGCUGUUUAUGCUUGGGGUAAGGGCAGUGAAGGACAAUUAGGAUUGGGAUCUGAAAUCUGCACUAAUGAACCUACCAAAAUUGUGGAUUUUGAGGGAACUGUAAUUGUCAAAGUAGCUGUAGGCAGUAGCUAUAGUGCGGCUGUAACUCAGAAUGGCAAAUUAUAUACAUGGGGAAGCGGAGAAGUUGGACAAUUAGGGCUGGGUCAUAAUACUCGGGAAAAUACUCCUCAAUUAGUCGAAUAUCUUGCCGACGUUAAAGUCGUAGAUGUUUCCUGCGGAGGUCCUAAUGCACAUACAUUGUGUGUUACUCAAUUAGGAACAGUACUUGCAUGGGGAGACGGAGAAUAUGGAAAAAAAGGCACAGGAGUUUUUGAAUACACGGACAUUCCUAAACAAAUUGAACUUACGAAUAUAAAAAAAGUUAUUGCUGGAUCACACUUCUCUAUGGCACUUAGUCAUUCUGGUGUGUUGUAUACAUGGGGAAAAGGUGACGAUGCCUUGUUGGGUCACGGAACAAAAGAACACUGUUGCCUACCUAAGCAAGUAGAAACUAUCGGCGAAGUUAUAAUUGACAUAUCCGCUAGUUUUUAUCAUUGUGCAGCAUUAACGAAUAAAGGAGAGUUAUACAUUUGGGGAAAGAAAAGUUUUAAUCAAUAUGGUUCUAAACCUUUAAGCUUAAAUAAUCUUCCUUUUAAACUUUCAACAAAUGGAAGAAGCCAUAAUAAAUUUGUUGGAUUAUGCUGUACUCCACAUUCGACUUUAGGAUGGAGUAAUUCCUCUGAUAGGAGUGUUACUUUGCCCCUGAGACUACCGUUUAUCAUGGAUGUCAAUCAAAGAUGCUUUGAGCAAUUAGAUUUUCUUUUGUCAGAUGUUUGUUCCGGUAUGGAUGGGACAGAUGAAAGACCUCCUAGCCAAAGAAAAGAGUGUAUGACCGUAGCAACUCUACGCUUGCUACAUAUACAACUCUACUCAGCCAUUUGUAACAAUUGUAACCCUUCAUCAAUUGGUCUGAAUGAGGAUGGAGAAUUAGUUAAAAGUCUUAGUUCCAAAAUUGUGCUUUUAGCAAGUAAUGCCCAUAUUGUUAACACUAUUCAAGAAGCUGCUCAAGAGGUAUUAACAGUAGCCUGGUCCUUACUACUGCCAACUGCUUUACAGAGAGCAAAGGCUUUAUCUGAUCUCUUACCGUUAUCAUUGUCCCAAAGUAAUCUUCAUUCAGGGCAAGAGUUUAUGACUAAUCUUCUUGUAGAAAGUCUAAUGGCAGACAAUGGAUUGAAUUCGGCUUUGGAAAGUGCUAUCAGGAAUGAAAAAUUAGACGUUGAAGCUAGAAAGGAAGAUGACACGAAAGAAAAAACUAUUGAUAAAGUUUUGUCAAAUGAUGAAAUUGAAAUUGAUCAGAAUAAUAUUCCCCUUCUCUUCCUUAUUAAACAACUACUGCGGAGUAUAGCAACUCAAACAAAAAGCCAAUUAAAAGAAGUUAGAGCCAAUUCACCACUAAGAAAUCAAAUGAUAAAUUCAGAUUCUUCAUGCACUUCAUUUAAAUUAUUUCAACAAUUUCAUAGAAUGUUAACUUUUGAAAUAUUUGAUUCUGAAAACGGAAUGGAUAAUUUAGAUAUCCGUAAGGAGGCUAUGAUGAAAUUACUUCAAAAAUAUGUUAACCUUUUGCAUAGUCAUUUAAUGGAUAUUCUUCCUACUGCUAUCAGUCUGCUGGAUAAUUUAUCUUCUUCUCAUUUCCUUCACAUCAGCAAUAUAUUAUCGCAAGAUGUAAUCGGGACACUUUUACCGGAACUAGUCAUCAACUUAACCUUCCUGCAAACAAAAGUCCCAUCUUUACUUUUAUCAACAGAUAUUGUAACCCCAUUGCGGGAAAUUUUAUUUUUGUUGGAUAGUUUUAAUGCCUACGCUCCAGGUAGUCACUACGAUGAAGAGACGGAUCUUGCUUGGGCAGGAGAAUAUGAAUCUCAAUUAAAAAAUAGACAACAAAUGGAAAUCAAACGAAAGGCUGCAAAUAAUAUUCGAUUUAGAGACGUUGAAAAUGAGAAUCUGGAUGGAGGAAAAUGGAAAAUUUUGAAUGGAAAUGUCUAUGAUUUAAAAAAAUUGGAUAUUAUUCCAACAGAUGAAAAUUUAGAUCGCCUUGAUGAAGAAGAAUUAAAGAAAUGUUUCGUUGGUCCUUAUUUAGAUUCGGAUGAUGAAAUUGUUGAAACAGCAUAUUUUGAUAGAACAUCUUCACCGUUUGCUAAUGUUGAAAGAAACUUAGCUCUAUUUUUAGGUUCUUUCUUCGCUUCACAAGUAAGGGGUUUAAAUGAAGAACAAUGCGAAGAACAAUGCAGUGCAUGGCUUUCAAGUGAAUUAUUUUCCGGUGGUUUACAAACUCUUUUACCUCAAGAUCCUUUUAAUGAAGAGAAAGGAGAGAGCACUGCAGUUACACCAGUAUCAAACCCUCCCGAUCAGAUGAAAUUAGCAAACAAAGAGAGGAUAUCUGAAAAGGAUACAAAUUUAACUGAUUUUGCUGAUUCAUUCAUAAAAGCGCUUGCUGAAAGGGAUAUUACAGAUGAAAUUGUCAUUAAAUUUUUAGACGUUCUAGAUACCUACUGUGGAACCCAUUAUUUAUAUAUUUCCACACCUUUCCAAAAAGAUCAUCCCGUUGAAGAAUCAGGAAGAUUGAUUUUAGCCGUGUUGUUAAGACAUUUGGAUAUUGGCCUAUUAGCUAUGAAUUUAGCAAGGGAUGAAGAAAAUGAAGAGAAGAAAUGCUCUAAUUUACCCAAGAGUUUAGUUGAAGUUUGUAAAGCUGUUUGCCGAGCGAAGCAAGCAAUCAUAAAGAUUCAUCAAGAGCAAAACAGGUCUUAUAAGGAAAUCUGCAGCCCAAUUAUGGAGAGAUGUUACUUUUUAAUUAACGAACUACGACCAACAAGUAUUUCAAAUGCUUUACUAGAUGGCUUUAGGUGUCGAAUGUUAAAAUCAGAAUCUAGAUGGCAGAGAGCAUUGGCGUAUACUUUGAAUCUUAUUCGCACAGAGAAAGCAAACGAAUUCACUUUGAAACCGAAUGAUUCGUAUAGUUCAGAUGAACAACUUUCUCAACACAGUUCUGAUGUUGACUUAUCCGAAGUUAGGGUAAAAUUAUGUCCCACUCAAGAUUCAGAAUUCGAAUUAUCCUCGGAUUCGGCACCCCUCUCCCCUGAAAAUCCUAAAGCUAAAGGAAAUUCUCGUGCUCAAGAAUUAUGGUCAUAUGUUAGGUUGGCUGUAACUAAUCCUAAACAAUUAGGAUGGUUAAAACAGAGACUCGCCGGGACAGACUCCAAUCCGAAUGUUCUCAAAAUUAUCUACGAUUUUAUAUUACACUCAGAAGCAAUAGAUAUAGAUGUAAUACGAAGGAGUUUACACCACCAGAUGAAAAGAGCUGAUAUGAGAUUGAAAGGAGUACAGAACAUGCUACAAAUUCUUUAUCAAAAAAAUUUACUACCUUCUGCUGAAUAUGCUUUGCUUUCCGGUUGGCAAGGUAUAACAAUUCAAACAUCAAAUAGGGUCCCUAUACCUCACACAUUGAGAAUGGUUAACCUUAUACCACCAUGCGAUCGAGUCCUUUUAGAAUCCGCUUUUGCCGAUCUUACUACUUGGACGCUCAAUGCUUUUCGAAAAGGUAUAAUGAAAGCCAGAGAAAAACUCAGCCAACAAGCAGAAGGAAAAAAGAUAGAAGAUGGCUAUAUUCCCUUAUCGGAACUUCGACACUUAAUACACUAUAUCGGUCUAUUAACACAAGAAUACUAUUCCCCUCAGACUGCAAUGAUUUUAAGAAAUGGGAUUUUAGCACUUUUGGAUGCUUUUAGAAAAAUUUAUUGUUUAUCAACUGACAAGAAAGUCCAAAAUGAAUCUAUAUGUCAUGUUCAAGCAAUCUUUGAAAAGUGUCUUAAUUCGAAAGUAGUUGUGCAAGUUCCUACAUCUGGUCCUGAAUUAGUGACAAUGAUGAAGAAAGGUGUCAAAGUUCAAAGAGGCCUUGAUUGGAAAUGGGCCGAUCAAGAUGGUCCCAAACCUGGAAUUGGCCGUGUUAUUAGCGACGUUGGGGAUGAUGGGUGGAUUAGAGUACAAUGGGAAACUGGAACAACAAAUUCCUAUAGAAUGGGAAAAGAAAAUAAAUAUGAUUUAAAGCUCUCUGAAUCUUACGCUGAUAAUGACAGUGAUUCGGAGACAGAAUUUUCUUUACCAUGCGAUGACUCGACUCAUCUGAAUAAAUCUAAUACUGUACAGAAUGCUACUAGCUCAGCACUUGAACAUUUAGAAUCAUCCAUUUGUCUUUCGACUGCUCUACAUAUAUCUGUCGAAGAAAAAGCAUCGGUAAAGAGCUUAUGUAAUUUGCUUAAAACUAGGGCUCUAGAGGAUGAUAGCUACUCUAAUUGGGUAGGAAUAGUUCAAAGUAUGACUUCAUCUCCAGCAGUCUGUUUUUCUUUGUCAUCUCCUUCUUGGCUAAACCUUCUAUUUGACUUGAGUCAGAAUUCUCGGAGCGGAAUUACCAAACGGGUUUUAGCUCUCAGAGUCCUAUCUUCAAUUCUCCUAUCUUGGAGUAAGUCUAAUGAACGAAGAAUGAGAGAUAUUCUCGAUAAACUGCUAUCUACUAUUGGUUGUUCUCUUCUCGAAUGUAAAAAUGAUCCAACACUAAUGGUUCAAGAUGGUAGAAGAACAAGGCGAAGGAAACGAGCUUAUUCUUGCUUAACUGCAUCUUACACAAGUACGAUAGCAGAAGAAGGUAUUAAGCUGGUUAGGACUUUACUUAGCUCGGCGGCGUGGAGUGAAGAAGUAAAACUAACGCUAAUGCAAUAUUUAAAAAUAUUACCUCAAUUGGUUAAUCCAUCAAUGGAUGAAAAUGAUUUAACUGGCAAUAUUAAGGAAGAGAUGACUUUAGCAGUAUUAUAUGUCAUUGGUGGAGUUGAUGCCAGAGUAAGGAUCGGGGGCAAAGUUCAACACGAAAAUGAUGGACUUGGUACUGUUAUAAAAAUAUCGCUGAAUAGUAAAGUCACCGUACUAUUUGAAGGUUCAAAUGAUAUAAGUUUAUGUAAACUUGAAGAACUACAACCGGUUGAAUUAAGUACUUUCGACUUAAGAAAAAUGCCUCUAGAUUUAGAUAUUUGGUCAUAUCUUGUGAGAAUUGCAGCUGAGGGGUUGAAUGGAAACUGUAACAUCUUUCAAUCUCAUGGAGAUCAAGAUAAUGUUCGACCAAGUUUGUUGUGGAGACAGAGAUUAACUUUAGCUGUUUGUCGAGCUGCUAAAAUUUUUAACAACCAUCAGGAUAUUCUACAUCAAAUUUUACAAAAAUCGGAAAAAAAUUGCACCUUAUUUAGAUCAGUUUUAGCCUGUGCCGUUAGACCAUCACCGAUAAAAGCUAUAUUUAGUACUGAUAACCAAAUGGAAGAUGCUGCUAGAGCUUUAUGUCAACAUUUAGCUACGAUUGCAAAUUAUCAAACUACAAACGAUGAAUUUUCAGCGUCUUCUUCAAACGAAGAUGCUGAUGAAGAGGACAACAAUGAGUCUGCUGCUGAAGGAGCGACUGCAAUGUCGGAAGAAAGUGUGGAUAAUUCGACACUUUUUCCACUUUUAUCCGCCAGACAAGAACCUCCUCAUAUAAAACAAAGGAGGACUGACCAAAGGCUACAAUUUCCUAGACGGAACAGACAUAACGGAAUAUCAUCGGAAACUUUCUCUCAGCUAGUUGACAUGGGAUUUUCACCACGUAAAAUUGAACUAGCAGUCGAAGCCGUUACGCCAGUAACUAUUCGACCAGGAGUUGAAACACCAGCUGUCUAUAUUGAACUACUAAUUGCUUGGCUAUUGGAUCACGAAACAAUCGAACAAGAUCUAAUUGAAUUGUCAGAUUACGACACCGAUUCGUGUGGACCUUCAUCAGUAUGUUCUUCAUCAUCAAGCGAGGGUACUGUGUGUUCUUCUCCAGAAAUGGUAUAUGGCCCGCAAACCCCAUCAUACAAAGUUAGAAGUGACUUUACGAGUGAUGAUUGCUAUGCAGAAUAUGUUCGGGACAAUUUAGCCGUAGGAAUGUUGGUGAAAUGCUGUGAAGCUUAUGAAAAGGUAUCUCAAGGCGAUAUUGGAGUUGUCACUCAACUAGAUAUUGGUAGCUUACACGAAUUGAAUGCUAAUGUAGAUUGGACACUUUACAAAGGGAAAUAUUGGGUUCGAUUUACAAAUCUAGCCAUAAUUGGAAGAACUUCUCGUGCUAGAUCGGGUGGUAUACCUAAUUCUCUUAGGAAUAAAGUAAGAGUACGUUUAAAAUCUAAAAGUAGUAGGACAGCAAGCAUAAAGCAACAGAAUAUCGGUACCGUUAUGUUCACUGCACCGAACAAAAAAGAUGUAGUAGUUGCUUUUCCAGAUCAAGAAGGAUGGACAGGUCAAAUGGGAGAUUUAGAGGUAAUAAAGAAUGCUGAUAAAUUAUGCCAUACCUGCUCUAAGUCUCUAACAAAAGGUGUAAUUUAUAACUGUAAAUGCACGCAAUGUAAAGGCAGGUUUCUCUAUUGUUCAACUUGCUCGAAAGAUGCCUUCAAAAAAUGUUCUGAGCAUAAAUUUGAAAAACGAAUGGCUGGAAUAGAUUUACUUGACAAUUGGCAAGCCUGCGUUCGGCACAUGACUGUCUCGUCUACGUCUACUUCAGCUCAUCGUAUGAUAGAUGGCGGUAGCGGUUUCUGGCAGUCGCACGGACAACAAGGACAACAUUGGAUAAGAUUGGAAAUGCAUCCAUUUAUCCUAGUUUCUCGUUUAUGUAUGAGAGUUGAUCCAUCAGAUGCGUCAUAUAUGCCCAGCCUAAUCACGGUUUCAGUUGGUCAAUCAGUAAAUCAGUUAGAACUUUUGCACACGGUUAAAGUUCAAUCAGACGACGAUCUAGUUGUUUUAAUUCAAGACGCCAGCGCAUAUUAUAAAAUUAUCGAGAUACAAAUAAAACAAUGUAGGAGUUCCGGAAUAGAUUGCAAAAUCCAUGGUCUUAGUAUUGUAGGCAGAAGGUGUGCUGAGGAAGAUAGAGCUGCUGCCUCUGUUAAAUUUUUAGCAUCAGACGAAGAAGACGAAGACUCUCGAGCGAUUGUUCACCCUCCUCUUCCGAAAGAUCAUAAAUUUCCAUCAAGAAUACAAACUCAAGUUUAUGUUUGGGGUCUCAACGAUAAGGACCAAUUGGGAGGUCCGAAAGGAUCUAAAAUAAAAUUGCCUUUCCUGAACGACAAUCUAUCAAGUUUAAAAGUAGCUGAUAUUUGUGGAGGAAGUAAGUCUUUAUUUGCAGUUACUCAUGAUGGCCGAGUAUAUGCAUGUGGAGAGGCAACAGGAGGAAGAUUGGGAUUAGGGAUUACAUCUGGCGCAGUCUCAGUUCCAAAACAAUUGAAAUCCUUAAGCGCUUAUGUUGUCAAAAAAAUAGCCGUGCAUUCCGGUGGGCGUCACACAAUGGCCUUAACUAUUGACGGAAAGGUUUUCUCCUGGGGUGAGGGCGAUGAUGGAAAAUUGGGUCACUUUAAUCGAACAUCUUACGAUAAACCACGUCUAAUCGAAGCCUUACGGUCCAAAAGGAUCAAAGAUAUAGCUUGUGGUAGUGCUCACAGCGCUGCUAUAUCACAAGAGGGAGAGCUUUAUACAUGGGGAUUAGGUGAUUAUGGUCGAUUAGGGCAUGGUGAUAAUGCUAAUCAGUUGCGACCUAAAAUCGUUGCGUCUUUAGCACAGCACAAAGUUGUUAGAGUAAGCUGUGGAAGUCGAGAUGCUCAAACAUUAGCCUUAACUGACGACGAUCAAGUCUGGUCUUGGGGAGAUGGAGACUUUGGCAAAUUGGGAAGAGGAGGUUCAGAGGGCUGCAACACCCCGCACGUAAUCGACCGACUUAGCGGCUUGGGAGUUUGCAAAAUUGAAUGUGGCGCCCAAUUUAGUUUAGCUCUGACUAAGUCAGGCCAAGUAUGGACUUGGGGUAAAGGCGAUUACUAUCGGCUAGGUCAUGGGAAUGAGCAACAUGCACGUAAACCCCAAAAGGUCGAAGUUUUAGAACAAUAUAAAAUUGUAGAUGUAGCAGUCGGUGCCCUUCAUUGUUUGGCUGUAACGGACAAUGGACAAGUAUUUGCUUGGGGUGACAACGACCAUGGUCAGCAAGGAAAUGGAAACAUUCAAGUCAACAAGGUACCCACAUUAGUUCACGGGCUUGAAAGUCAUAAAAUAACGAAAGUCGCCUGUGGAUCAUCCCAUUCGGUUGCUUGGACUACGUCCGACAUAUCAGCACCGGUUAAUCAUGAACCGGUCUUCUUUCAAGUGCUGAAUGAUCCCAUGGGACAAUCUUACGUAAUAGGAUCGAAUGAUGAAGAAGAUUCAUCUGAAUCUGUUGAACGUCAAAUGAACGUUGCCAAAAUAUCAUUAACAAGGGCAGUCCUUGCUCAAAAAACUCUCUCAAUUCGUCAGUCUGCUUUGACUCACAUUUUAAAUGCCCUUCGUAUACAUUUUUCCCGCCAAGCCAUAAUAAGCGCCUUUUCGGUAGCUCCGUUAUCAAACGAAACAGUUCAAGACCGACAAAUUGCAUCAAACUUUCCCUCAAUGCAUAACUUAGCUCAAGCAGCAUCUCCUGCCGACUGCAUAGCUGCCGAAACUUUCUCACCAAUCGAAGCAACUAAAAGUCAUUCAACACUUGAUGACUUUGUUUAUAAAUUAAUGAUUGACGACGCUCGAAUGCUUGUUAAUUUAUUGAAAUUGUGCGUAACGAGACGAAUGUGCAACAAACAAGAACUCACCCACGUUCUAAAAGCUUUAGCUAAGCAUUCAUGCGAAAUGAGCGAUUUAAUCCUUGAAUUAUGUGUUGUUGAGCUAGAGGAAGCUGCAGCUGAUACAGAGUCGUCUAAAAUAUCAGAAAAACCCGAAAUAGUAGAAUCACCUCAUCCGUAUCCAGAUGAGUGUAAUUCAACUGAUGUUGUAAGGAUACCUGGCGCCCACUCCCUAAGGGUUGAAUUCGAUAAACGUUGUUCUACGGAAAGGCGUCAUGAUCCUUUGACGAUAAUCGAUUCUAAUGGUCAAGUAGUAUGUGAACGCUCAGGAAGAGAUCUAGCUGACUGGUCCCAUCCCGUAGUUGUUGCUGGUGACGAAUUAAGAUGGAAGUUUAAGAGUGAUAACUCAGUAAAUGGCUGGGGAUGGAAAUUUACAGUCUAUCCUAUACAUGCAUCGUCCACUCCCGAUUAUAUUCUAAGCGAUAGAGCGUUGCUUACAAAACCUUCGAUACAGCUAGUUAUGUGCUUAUUGGAUUUUAAGAGUGUCCUUCAAUCGCAAUCUGGAAUUCUACCGAGGAUGGCUUCUGCAUUAGCAACUACUGCCCAACUACCUUGUCUCAUGGCUUCACAAAGAAUGUGGGCUUUGGAUCAAUUAAGAUCUCUUCACUCAUAUCUCACGGUAGGACCGUUAUCUAAUGAUAAAGGAGCUCUACAGUCUCUAGUAGCCGCACUCCCUGAAACAUUGCAGAGACAGUUUGAUUAUGAAGAAUCAUACUUGAGAAAGAAUCAACAGCUAAUGCAUUCCAAAUUUUUCCGCACUCUUGUUGCUCUAGCAUCCGAUCUUAGCUUAGACUCUUUGUCUAUUUGUGUAGAAUCUCAACAGUGGGCCUGGCUUAGAAAAGCAUGUGAAGCUCAGAGGGUCGUUGAGGCUCUAUUGUAUAGAACUCCUCUUCCGUCAUCCUUUUGUGAAGGAGUUUGGAAAAAAGUUCAGGAAUUAGGAGAUUCUGCAGAAGUGGCAACAUAUAACCUUUCACGCUUAUACGAAGAUCACGCCACCUUUACUCGAAGUAAAGAUGAACAACUUUUAACAUGGAAUAUCCGACGCCCAGACGAAUGGACUUUAUCCUGGGCUGGUUCGGGAAUAAUCUGGGGAUGGGGUCACAAUCAUAGGGGUCAGCUGGGUGGAUUGGAAGGUGCAAAAGUCAAAGUCCCUACUGCUUGUGAUUCCUUUGCCAACCUCAGACCAAUACAGAUAGUUGGGGGCGAGCAAACUUUAUUUAUCGUCUCAAGCGACGGUAAAGUUCAUGCUACAGGCUAUGGAGCGUCAGGACGUUUAGGAAUUGGUUCCAAUGAAUGUGUUUCCAGUCCGACCACGUUAGAGUCAAUUCAACACGUUUUCAUUAAGAAGGUUUCUGUUAACGCCGGAGGGAAGCACUGUCUAGCCUUGUCGGCGGACGGAGACGUCUAUUCUUGGGGUGAAGGAGAAGAUGGUAAAUUAGGUCAUGGAAAUAGACAGACUUGCGAUAAGCCUAGAAUUAUAGAAAGUUUGCGAGGAAAGGAAGUGACAGAUAUUGCCGCAGGAGGUGCCCAUAGUGCAGCUAUUAGUGCCCAAGGGGAAUUAUAUACAUGGGGUAAAGGUCGUUACGGGCGAUUAGGACAUGGAGAUAGCGAAGAUCAGACGAAGCCAAAGAUUGUGGAAACAUUAAGAUCAAUGAAGGUUUUAGAUGUCGCGUGUGGCUCUGGCGAUUCACAAACACUCUGCAUAACAGAAGGAGACUUUGUAUAUUCAUGGGGAGACGGAGACUAUGGGAAACUUGGUAGAGGAGGUUCAGAAGGAUGCAAAAUACCAGAAAAAAUUGAUAAAUUGACUGGAUUGGGAGUUUGUAAGGUGGAAUGUGGUUCUCAAUUCAGUGUCGCAAUAACUAGAUCUGGAGCUGUCUACACAUGGGGAAAAGGAGAUUAUCAGAGACUUGGUCAUGGGACGGAUGAUCAUAUUAGGAAUCCAAAGAGGGUUGUUGGUCUACAGGGAAAGAAGAUCGUUACAUUUGCUUGUGGAUCUUUACAUUGUGUUGCAUGUACUGAUACGGGUGAUGUAUAUACAUGGGGUGAUAACGAUGAAGGUCAAUUAGGAGACGCAACAACAAAUGCAAUACCAAGACCCCGACUCGUUGCAGCUUUAGAUGGAAAGAGAAUCAAUAGAGUGGCCUGUGGUUCUGCCCACUCCAUUGCCUGGUCAACAUCAAAGCCGACCCGCACCUGUCGUUUACCUACCUCAAUACCUCUAGAGUAUAGCGAACUAGCUAACAUGGAUAUGUCUUUAUUAAGAAAUCGCUUAGUCCUACUUCAUGCUGCAUCUCAGUUAAUCUGUCCCUCAUUCCCAAUGCUAUCCGUACCUGCGAUAGAAUCUAACAAUUUGAGAUCUCUGCUAACAUUGCAAGCCAAAGAGAGCAUCUUUAAGAAAACCCUUCAUAGCACAAUGGUAAGAGACAAACAACACGGUCCAGUUAUCGAUAUUAAUAGGAUGCAAGUGAAGCGUAAUAAAUCUGAAAAAGAUCCGGAUGGUUUGAGAUCAGUAUUCUAUCAAGUUUGCGAAAAAAUGGAUCAAUUAUCAAAUGAUCAUUUAAUGUUAGCACACCGAGUGUGGAAAGUAAAAUUUGCAGGCGAAUCGGUUGAUGACUGCGGUGGCGGUUAUAGUGAGUCGAUAGCUGAAAUGUGUGACGAAUUGCAGUCGGGAAUCGUUCCCUUAUUAAUUGUCACACCCAAUGGACGAGAUGAAUCGGGAGCGAAUCGCGAUUGUUUCAUUCUAAAUCCCACACUAAAAUCAGUCAGGCACAAGAAAAUGUUUAAUUUCUUUGGCAUCAUACUUGGAAUAGCAAUUAGAACUGGUAGCCCUCUAUCAUUGUCACUUGCAGAACCAGUUUGGAAACAAUUAGCUGGUAUGAAUUUGGACGUCCAAGACCUAAAUGAGAUUGAUAAAGAUUAUGUGCCGGGACUAAUGUACAUACAAAAUAUGAGCGAUGACGACCUUACAGCGGCUGACAUGCCAUUCACCACACCUUCUGCUGCUGGAGGUUGCAAUGUAAUACAAUUAUCUAGCCGAUAUACCGCCAUAACACCAUCCAACAAGCAAGAAUAUGUGAAAUUGGCUUUAGAUUAUAGAUUAAACGAAUUUAACACAGCUGUCCAAUGGGCGAGAGAAGGAAUGACUAAAGUUAUUCCUGUUCCAUUACUUUCUUUAUUUACGGGCUCUGAACUUGAAACAAUGGUUUGCAGUACACCUGAUAUACCUAUUGGAAUGCUUAAGUCAGUCGCUGCAUACAAGGGCAUUGAUGCUAAUCAUCAACUAGUGAAGUGGUUUUGGGACGUCAUGGAGGAGCUAGAUAACAAUGAAAGAUCUCUAUUUUUGCGGUUUGUGUGGGGAAGAACAAGGCUACCAAGGACAAUAGCUGAUUUUAGAGGUCGAGAUUUUGUGUUACAAAUACUUGAUAAAUACCAUCCGCCCGACAAUUUCCUCCCAGAAAGUUACACCUGUUUUUUUCUACUAAAGCUUCCCCGAUAUAGUUCCAAGGAGGUUCUACGUCAUAAAUUGCGUUAUGCUAUACACUUUUGUAAAUCUAUUGAUACCGACGAUUAUGCUAGAGUUGCUUUAACGUCAGAUCCUAUGGAAGACGUUCGAGAAGGAACAGAAACACCGCCUCCUGCUGCCCCCGCUCUGACAUCAACGGUAGGGGCAACCGCAGGAGAAACUGUGUCAGAUGAAGGAGAGUGGGACGGAAUGACGGCUGCUAUUAACGCCUCAUUAAUGGAAGAUCCAAUUUGUCCAAGAAAUUCCGAUCCAUACGACGAAAGUGAAGAAACGGAAUAAAAAUAAACUAGAAUAUGAAUCUGUUUUUUUAGUGACUUCUGAAAAUAAUUGACUAUAUGCAAAAAAUAAUAUAUAAGGUCAAAAUCUAAAUAAACAAUAUAAUCUCUGCUUUUCCAUUAACGUUAA